GACUCAAAGGGGACGGAGCUCGGAGCCCGAUCGGAGCCGCCUGCUGCGCCCAGCCCGGUACGGUACCCGCCGCCUGUCGCUUCCGAGGGGGCUAGGGAGCCGGGCCGAUCGCCCGCCACGCGUGGGGGCUGCGCUCGGGGAGAAGAGCCCGGCCGGGGACCCCCCCCAACACAGCCAGGAGGAAGAGGAGCGAGGGGGCGAGGAAGAGGGAGCGUUUCUGGAAGUGAAACCGAGCCGUGGACCGGUCUCGGGGGCGCCCUGGGAGGGGAGCCUGGAGGAUCUGCCUUGACACCCCCCCGCCCUUGACCAUAACCAGCUUUCCUGCCUCUGCAGCCCCCAACCCCCGUGCCCCCUCUGUCUGUGUAGGCGGGGCGCUGUGCUGAUCUGGGGUGGCGACACUGAUGUGUACCAAAAUGGAACAGCCUUUCUAUCAUGACGACUCCUUUCUUUCCGGCUACGGGCGUGCAGAGCUGAGCGGGCCCCCGGACUACAAGGCGCUGAAGCAGAACAUGGCGGUCAACCUCUCGGAGCCCUGCCGGGGCCUCAAGGCGCAGCUGCACCUCCGGGGCCAGGCGGCGGAGGAAGGAGGUGCCUUCUACACCCCCGCCGGCCUGCCCGAGGCGGGCGCCAACUCUUCGCUCAAGCUGGCCUCGCCGGAGCUGGAGCGGCUCAUCAUCCAGAACAGCAACGGGGUGAUCACCACCACGCCCACCCCGGGCCCCUAUUUCUACCCCCGGGGGGCCACGGAGGAGCAGGAGGGCUUUGCCGACGGCUUUGUGAAGGCCCUGGACGACUUGCACAAGAUGAACCACAUGCCCCCGCCCAACGUCUCCAUUGGCGCGGCCGCCUCGGUGGCCAGCAGCGUCUACGGGGCCUCCCUCCAUCAGGAGCCACCCCCCGUCUACACCAACCUGACCAACUACAACCCCGGCACCAUGACCACCUCCUCCAGCUACCCCACCGCCAACCUCAGCUACUUGCCCCAGACCCAUGCCUAUGGGGGUCACUCCUUGGCCACCUCCCUCCCAUCCAGGGUGCAGGUCUUCAAGGAAGAGCCUCAGACCGUGCCGGAUGUCCAGUCGCCUCCCGUGUCUCCCAUCAACAUGGAAGAUCAGGAGAGGAUCAAGGUGGAAAGGAAGCGGCUGAGGAACCGGCUGGCGGCUACCAAGUGCCGGAAGAGGAAGCUGGAAAGGAUAGCCCGGCUGGAGGACAAAGUCAAGACGCUGAAGACGGAGAACGCGGGACUGUCCAACACGGCUAGCGUCUUGAGAGAUCAGGUGGCCCAACUCAAGCAGAAAGUCAUGAAUCACGUGAACAAUGGGUGCCAGUUGCUUUUGACUGUUAAAAUGCAAUCCUUCUGAACCCCCCCCCCCCAGUGUUAUUUAAGAGACUUGUGUGUAACUG
This is a messenger RNA of Chelonoidis abingdonii (Abingdon island giant tortoise), 1404 nucleotides long. It is a transcript of the gene JUNB, whose product is annotated as JunB proto-oncogene, AP-1 transcription factor subunit. Gene Ontology annotation, molecular function: RNA polymerase II cis-regulatory region sequence-specific DNA binding; DNA-binding transcription factor activity, RNA polymerase II-specific; transcription factor binding. The record is from RefSeq and is a predicted model, not a curated record. NCBI's taxonomy places the organism in Eukaryota, Metazoa, Chordata, Testudines, Testudinidae. Gene Ontology annotation, biological process: regulation of cell population proliferation; regulation of cell cycle; regulation of transcription by RNA polymerase II. Gene Ontology annotation, cellular component: transcription regulator complex.